GCUUCUGUUAAUCAUGUUUACGUUUUUGAAUGUAGCUAGCGUUAGCCGUUAGCUGUGGCUCUCCGUAGCUUACGUAAUGGACUUUCUGUCUGAAACUGACUCACACAUUAUUAUCAAAAACACCAUCCAUGGCAGAUAAACGAGACAUCCGAGGUGUUGUGUGAUUUCUCUCAGCAUGAUAACCGCUGGAUGCUGGUGAAUAAUGGCUUGUGAGAGAGCUAACGCGGCCGCUAGCAGGUGUGUCCUUCUCCACAGGAUGGCACACUGGUUUCACAGAAACCCUCUGAAGGCGACAGCGCCUGUGUCCUUUAACUUCUACGGAGUGGCAGGAAGCCCUGCUGCCAAUAAGAUAUGCAAUGACCUGAGGACAACCAGGGCCAGGCUGCUGGAGAUGUUCACUGAUGUCACCUGCAACCCUGAGAUCAUGAAAAAUGCCACAGAUGCAUAUUUCUCUCUCCUACAAGGCUUUAUCUCAUCUUUGGAUGGAACUACACAGGAGAACAAGAUGAGGUUCAUCCAGAACUUCAAGUGGACUGACACCUUACAGGGAAACACGCCGAGCGCCCAGCAGGACGCCGUCUUUGAACUGGUCUCCAUGGCCUUCAAUGUCGCCGUCUGGUACACCAAGUUUGCCUCGAGACUAGCAGGGAAAGAAAACAUCACAGAGCCUGAAGCUAAAGAUGUUCACCGGAGUCUGAAAGUUGCUGCUGGUAUAUUCAAAAACCUGAAGGAGGUCCACAUCCCUCGUCUCAUCACCCCUGCUGAGAAAGGCCGAGACCUGGAGCCCAGAGUGAUUGAUGCUUACAUCAUCCAGUGCCAGGCGGAGGCUCAGGAAGUGACAAUUGCCAGAGCCAUCGAACUGAAGCACAACGCCACACUCAUCGCAGCACUCUCGUUUGAGACGGCAAACUUCUACCAGAGAGCCGAUCACACGCUGAACACCUUGGAGCCGGAGUGCAGUAGCAAGUGGAGGAAGUAUCUUCAGCUGAAGCAGCACUUUUAUAUGGCUUAUGCGUACUGCUAUCACGGACAGACGCUGCUGGCCACCGACAAGUGUGGUGAGGCUAUACGAUCCCUCCAGGAGGCAGAAAAGUGCUACUCCCGUGCAGAGUCGCUGUGUAAAGAGUACCGUCAGACCAAAGGCCCGGGCACCACAGCCAAGCCGUCGGAGCAGCUGUUCUUCCUCAAACUGGGCGGCGUCAUUAAAAACACACUGGAGAAGUGCCAACGAGAAAAUGGCUUCAUAUACUUCCACAAGGUCCCAGCUGAGGCGCCCCAGCUGGAGCUGAAGGCGAGUUACGGCCUGGCUGAGCCGGUCGCCUUCGAGCUGCCGCCUCUCAGUGAGCAGUGCUCCGCCGAGGUCUACGCCACCUUCGACCUGACCAAGGGAGCCAAAAAUGACAAGGCCAAACCCAAGGAGGAGGAGGUGAAGCCGGUGAAGGAGCCGGAUCUGAAGCCGCAGAAGGACACAGGCUGCGUCGUCUCCUAAACACACUCCACCCUCGGCCUCAUGCUUCAACACCAUCUAUUGUAAUGAUGGCGUCCAUAUUUCUUUCCAUGUAAAUCUCCAUAAGAAAAAUGUAUAUUUUUUUUCUAAUAUUAAUCCAUGGUGUUUUACAUUUAUGCUGAAACAUUCGUAUUGUAUUUGGGUAUGACAGUCACUGUCCUCUCAUCUAAAGCCAGAGCCGCUCACAUCCUCUCCACAGCUUCUCCGCCUGAACAUCUGAACGGAGGUCUUUCAGCUUAUUGUUGGAAAUCACAUGUCAGCUGAAGGAUGACGUAAAAUUAGGCCUUCACAUGAGGUCAAAAUCAAGAUGGAUUAUAAAUAAGCCUUAUGGGUGAUGCAGUUCUAUCAAAGGUGCCUUUGGCUUCGAUGUAAACGUGUUCACUGUGGCCCAGAAGCACACAAGUAUUUGUUUCAUGAGCUUUUUUGGCACUGAAUUAUUGAUUAAUGACUCAAAAACACAGAAACUGGCCUUUUAAACACGCUGAGAAAAUGACCUCAGGAUGAACAAAGUAAGAAAUGAUAAAAAGACACAUUUUUAUAGUGAAUAUUUACCACUGCUGCAGAUCGCAUUCCCACAAUCACCAGGUAUACAACGGCACUGGAAGAUGACCUGAAUGCAUUUCAAGCUGAGAUUUGUUCACCUCGUCAUGAAACACACUUCUAAAUGAACAGCGGACAGGCGGAAUGAACGGGGCCGCGUGUCAUCGCUGGUAGCUGUAGCAGUUUACAAUCAAUAUUUGAUUUAGAUCACAUGAUGUUUGUACUGUAGUUCUUUUUGUGCAUGACAUGUAGCUGUUAUGUUUCUUUUUUUUUUACUUCUACUCUUCAUUUAAAACAAACGUUAUUACUGGAUGAGGCUGAAUCACUCUUGACUAUGUUUAGGGACUGUGUAAUAUUUCCCUGAUUGAAGUAGUUCUUAAUUUAUUUCUCUUCUUACGUCAUGAUAUUUUUAGUUGAGGACGUGAAACACUUACAGCGGUAUAUAUAUGUGUAACUCCAAUCAUGUUUUUGGUGAUAAUGAUUUUGAUUUCUUUUCUGAUUGGGUGGACACACCAGAGACACACGAUGCUGAGAGGGUGCUGCUGUCAGUGGUGACAUGAUGUGUGUGUUUGCUGAGCGUUACCUUCCUCCUGAAAGACAAAGAUCAGGGCAGAGCGUUUCUCAGAUUGAGGUUUGUGUCUGAAGUCCUUUGACGUGCUGCUCACACAAGUUGCUCGUAUUGUCAAAACUCCCCACUCUGAAACUAAAUGUUGGUUAAAGCAUAACUAUCGAUUGCUGUAAACGUGUAUAAACUGUAUUAUACUGCUCACAUGUAGUCAUUUAUGCCCCUACAUGUAUAUUAGCUUACCUGGGCUUCACGCCAACUGUAGUAAAAAUCUAAUUUUCUCACUAAAUCUCAUUAUAGCACGACACAUUUGCUCUUAAUACUGGAUCGUAUGGGGCUUUCAGUCUAAUGGGGUUAUUAUGAUCAUGAAGUUUAACCACUGUUUGUUAUUAUACCUGGAACAGUGAGUUGAACCACAGAAAACAGACCCAGGCUGAGUCCUUUACUUUUGUUCAAGGCUAAUCUUUAUUAACGCGGUGAGUCAGAUCACCGUUCCAGUGCUCACUGCUGUAGCUCAUUACUCCUCCACUGUGUCCUUCAUGUAAAAUGUAUUCCAAACUCUAUUAAAUCAUCCAUAAAACCGCA
Messenger RNA from Acanthopagrus latus (yellowfin seabream), 3197 nucleotides. It is a transcript of the gene brox, whose product is annotated as BRO1 domain and CAAX motif containing. Bases 203 to 1489 code for a protein of 428 amino acids. Lineage: Eukaryota; Metazoa; Chordata; Actinopteri; Spariformes; Sparidae. The transcript has 13 exons. The record is from RefSeq and is a predicted model, not a curated record.